This is a messenger RNA of Ooceraea biroi (clonal raider ant), 3063 nucleotides long. Its product is annotated as putative leucine-rich repeat-containing protein DDB_G0290503. NCBI's taxonomy places the organism in Eukaryota, Metazoa, Arthropoda, Insecta, Hymenoptera, Formicidae. The record is from RefSeq and is a predicted model, not a curated record.
AGUUCACACGAGGACCGGUAGAAAGCGUUACGGUACGUCCGAGCGCGUAAAAUACGACGAAAUUAAAAAAAGCCGUAAAUUUCAGCGUAACAUUCUAUAUACGUACGGUAACAUUGCGAUCAGAGCAAUUGCGCACAAUUGCAGAGUAAACAGUUUGUUUACUACUUGUCGAACGAUCGAUCUGAAGUUGUUUCAAUCAAUUUCUUCAGUUUGCAACAAUACGAGGCUUCACGUAGAACGAGAUAGAGCUGAUGAUACAAUCGAAUGUACGAUUUUUAUACUAAGAGUGCCUAAAAAAUUAUGCAAGAAGACUCCGAAAAGCCGUGCGCGGGCACGCAGAGCGGCAAGUUCAUCGAUACGCUGAUCGUACAGUGGAUGAAGCGAACGGGAAGCAAUAUCUCAUUGCACCAAACAGAAGAGAUGCAGCAAGCACCCGAGAAUCCAAGCACACAGGAGCCCAACAAGCAGCAAGCCCUGCAACACCAGGAACAGAUCAUCCAAAACCUGAAACGGAAGCUAAAAGAGAGCCAGGAAGUGGAGGCAUCCCUUUCCUCCUGCUUGGAAGCGGAAGUACGCAACAAGGAGGAGAUUCAGACGAAACUGAAUGGCACUUGGGAAUCCAUCGAGACCAUCGCGGAAUAUUUCAAUUACAUCAGUGAGACUCUUGCCAGCUUCCAACAGCAUCACGCUAAUUUAUCCUCCUUAUAUGACAACGUGAUUCUGAAGCAACAAGAGACCAUCCAGAAACUUCAGGCGAACAAUGAAAAAAUGAAAGAUCAGGAGAAUCAAAUCGCGCAUUUGAGAAAUAAAUCGUUGUUCCUGGAAGAGAGACUACAAGAGGCAACAGUAGAGGAAGAUAAAUUGCGAAAACAACUGGAAAAUUCCGAGUACGAGCUACAAUUGCAGAAGAACGAAUUGGCCAACACACAUGCUCAGGAAAAGCUGAAGCUUGUCAAAGAGCAACAACGUUUGCUACAAGAAUAUGAAUCACGUCUGCAGACGGUCGAGAAAGAAAAAUGUGACGUUGCGAAAUUGGCCGCACAACUGGAAAACAAAUUACAAAUUCAAGAAGAGAAAAUGCGAGAGACCCUGACGGAGCAAACCAAAUUGCGAAAGCAACUGGAGGAUACCGAGCGCGAAUUUUGUUCCCAGAAAAAUGCAACAGCGAAUGCGCACGCCGGAGAAAAAAAGAUACUUGUCGAAAAACAACAACAAUUGCUAUCAGCAUACGAAAGUUUACAAUCACAAUUAAAAGUGUUGGAACAAAACAAGAGCAAUACUGCAGAACUAAUGGCGCAAAAGGAUGUGCUUCUUUCAAAACUUCAGGAUGAAAAUUCCACGUAUAAAAAUCAGAUUGAAGUAAUGAAAGAGAAUAACAACGAGAUGUACAAUAAAUGCGAGGCAUCGAUGGAUAAGCAAAAUAUGUACGAGAAGGAAUUAAAUGCAAAGUCAGAAAGAAUUCAAAACUUGGAAGCGAUAAUGAAUGCGAUAAAACAAAGAGAGUCGAACCUCAUCAAUGACGUGAACAGAAUAGAGAAAAAAUUAACCAACGAAAUGGACUAUGCUAAGAAUCUCGAGACUAAACUAAACAACACGCAGAAGGAGCUGCAAUUUGCACAGGAGCAAAAUGACGAGAUGCAAAAGACUCUAGAUAGAAUAAAUACUACGAGUGAACUGGACAGUAUUAAAUUACAACAGCAAUUGAAGACUCUUCAGAGGGAAAAGGAAGAAGUUCUAAAGCGAGAGAAUACGCGGAUUAAGAGUGCUGAGAUCUUGUAUGAAAACAUGCAAGCCAAGUACAAAGAGGUGUCAGCCUUGAAGAACAAUCAUGAAACACAGCUGGUAGAGUUGAAAAAAACGAUAGAUCAUCUGAACGAGAUGAACAAUGACAUCAGGAAAGAAAACAACGUGCUGAACAUGACGUUAACGGAAGUAAGAGCGGAUAACAGCAACUUGAGGAACAAUCACGAGUUGCUCGUGACACGUAAUGAGGAGCUGCAAGGGAGGUUGCGCGAAACUACAGAAGCGCUUCAGAUGAGAUCUAUCGAGGACCGGAAGCAGCUCAAGGAUAACCUCACAAAGGAAGAGAAACAACCGAUAACACAGUCGAAGAGCCAACAGAAGAAGAACGCGAAGCGCAAGUAUGGAAUCCGUUUUGAUCCUGACAUCACGGAAAUAACCGAGGCCGGACAGUGCAACGUCUCCACAUCCGUGGAUGUUAGCGACGACGACGACGAGGACGAUAAGCAACCGCCGUCGCAGCCGCUGAAUCGCUCCUCGACAGAAAGGGAAAGUCAGAAGGAGCAAGAAGCGGAAAUUACGUCAGUCGGAAGGAAGUUCUUCAAGUCGCGUCCCGUUCAGCAUACCUACUACAAGCGGCGACAGAAUUUUUAAAGAAAUUUAGAGAGAGAGAAUCGUCGAGAAACGCCGCUGAUUCGGGUGCAACUCGUUCAGAGAUAAAUCUUUAAUUUCUUUCUCUUUCUUUCUUACUUAUUUUUAUUCUUUUUUAUUUUCUCCGUAUCGUAUCAUAUUCCUCAACAUCAUUCCUUUUUGUUUUCGUUCAGAAUUCAUUUAGUAGAUCAUUAAUUUGGAAAAUAUAAUGCACAUCGAGAAAUUAUCAAUAUGAGAUUAUCCACUCGAUGUGAACGUGAAUCAUUAGCAUACGAGAGGGUAGAUACAUUUAGGGUAAGAUUGCAGAUACGGAAUACGAGUCAUCGUCGCGCUUUCAAAAAGACGCCCACGCACCUUCGACACGGAGAAGACGAGGUUGUAGCUGGUGGAAGCACGCAGAACUUAAAUUUAAACGUGAUUCAGCGGCCUGCUAUCCAGCCAAUAAAUGAUCUCCUUUAAAUCGACACGCGAAACUGAAAUUACGCAACGCGAUAAUGGAACUGUUCGGAUCUCUCCACGAGUCGGGAAGAUUUCGUAUACUUUACGUUUUUGUUCGCAAAACUUACCAUACAAUCUCGUACAUCCGGCAAUCUUUUCUACAUUAUGUACAAUAAUUUGUAUUUUUCUUUGGGAGAAAUAUUUGUGUAACUAAAUUAUUUCAGUUUCUCUGAA